This is a messenger RNA of Clarias gariepinus (North African catfish), 2836 nucleotides long. It is a transcript of the gene spock1, whose product is annotated as SPARC (osteonectin), cwcv and kazal like domains proteoglycan 1. Gene Ontology annotation, molecular function: calcium ion binding; protein binding. The record is from RefSeq and is a predicted model, not a curated record. Bases 134 to 1519 code for a protein of 461 amino acids. NCBI's taxonomy places the organism in Eukaryota, Metazoa, Chordata, Actinopteri, Siluriformes, Clariidae. The transcript has 12 exons.
GCACGCUUCCGCCUCUACUUCCACCUGCGCUCCUUUGGAUAUUCGUCUGUUGAUUUUUUCUUGCACAUUAUAAUUUACCAAAAACUUGGUACAAUAACCUCACCGGAUAGCCGAGCGCGGGCCAUCCAAGGCGAUGCUGUGCGUGCUGCUCUUACCCAUCGCCGCUUUCCUGCUGCGCGCGGACGCGGCGGUCGGCAUCAUUAUCAACAACAACAACAACAACAAUGACGGGAACACGGCGGACACGGACAAGUGGAUCAGCGACAAGGACAAGUACUGGAGCAAAUUCCGUGACGAUGAUUACGUCAGGACCUGGGUCCCAAGCAAAGCACAAGACAAAGAACCAGAGAACAGGCCCAGGAGACAUGGGGAACCAGGAUCCAAAACACACCAGCCUAAAUGGAGGACUGAUGAUGGUUUGGACAUCACUAAAGAUCCUUGUAUGAAGGUACACUGUCCUCCUCACAAAGUGUGUGUGAGUCAUGACCUCCAAACGGCCAUCUGCACCAAUCAUAAACCUCCACAGCACAGCAUUAAGCCAAGGAAAGGCAGUCAUCUCCACAAGCACUGGAUGGGAGGAGUGAAUCAUGGGAAAUGUAGACCUUGUCCUGUUGUCCAUCCUAAUCCAGUGUGUGGCUCAGAUGGUCAUACCUACUCCUCAAAGUGUAAGCUGGAGUUCCAGACAUGUGUUUCGGGAAAGAGCAUCACAGCCAAGUGUGAAGGACCCUGUCCCUGCCUACCUGGACAGGAAGUCUUUAAACCACACACCGAAAAGAAUGGUUGCAGUGAUGCCGAUCUAAGGAGCUUGGCCUCCAGACUGAAGGACUGGUUUGGCGUGUUGCACAUGGACGCCAACCGAGAUCUGAAGACUUCUGCCAAUGACAACGGACAAGGACGUUUUGACACCAGCAUCCUCCCAAUCUGUAAGGACUCGCUUGGUUGGAUGUUCAACAAGUUGGACAUGAAUUAUGAUCUCUUGCUCGACCAGUCAGAGCUCAGCGCCAUUUAUCUGGACAAGUACGAGCUGUGUAUGCGCCCACUCUUCAACUCCUGUGACUCCUUUAAGGAUGGGAAGCUUUCCAACAAUGAGUGGUGCUACUGCUUCCAGAAACCAGAUGGUCUGCCCUGUCAGAAUGAAAUAAAUAGGAUUCACACUCAAAGCCGACGGAAGUCUCUCAUAGGAGCAUAUGUCCCACGCUGUACAGAGGACGGCUACUUUAAGACAACGCAGUGUCACAGCAGCACCGGCCAGUGUUGGUGCGUUGAUAAAUAUGGCAAUGAGAUUGCAGGCUCUAGGAAACAAGGCAACCCAAUCUGUGAGGAGGAUCAGGAGACCUCAGGGGAUUUUGGCAGCGGAGGAGCCGUAAUUCUUCUCGAUGACCAGGAGGAGGAGGAGCCUCCACAGAACAGGCGGCGCAGACAGAAGGAGAAGCGGGGAAGGCUCCGCCCCCGCGGGGCCAUCGAGGACGAUGAAGACGAAGAAGACGACAAAGAAGACGAGACUGGCUACAUCUGGUAGCUCCACCCCCAUCUUCCGUUGGCCAACCAGGGACCCCGGUUGUAAUGCACAGUUCUGAAGCCAUUCCAACCCCACGAUCUGGAUCAGAAUCUCAAAAACACAUCAAUAACUAUAACCUGCAUCACAUGUCUUUUUUUUUUUUUUCUCUUCUGUAUUUUAUUUUCUGGCUAAUCUAAACAAUAUAAACCAGUAAAAACUCUCAUAGCAGCAUUAACACAUUCUGUUUCACUCUGGAAAUGGCAACCAUAUAUUCUUACUCUUAUUUCAGAAAUUCGCACCAACAUUUGUUUAUAUUGUUUUUCUUAUUUACUAUUAUUUUUUUUACCAUCCAUAUAGCUCCUGAAGCCAUUAGAGAGCUGUGGCUGUAAAUAUUUCUUUUUCUCUUCAGACAGAUGAGGCGCUAUGUCUCCCUCCAUCCCAGAGUCUCUCACUCAAGCCUUUUAGAAGACUCCUAAAAGCUCUAAAAGGUCCUUCAGGUGGUGCGGUAUGAUCAAAUAAGUCUGAGAGAAUGAGUAAAAGUUCUGGUGUGUUUUAGAAGGCUCUAGUGAGACUCUCGACUGGCCUAUGCAUGUUCCCUACUGUGGAGAUGAGAAGAAGGCGAUCUUUUUUUCCCAGCUGGUGGCUAAUAAAUAGCCAAUGAGCAUUUUAUUUUGUGAUACUGCUGUUGUUUGCUGACGCUCUGCUUCGUUCUGUUGCUGGACGGUCAACACAGGGCUACCACAAAGUCUCUGUGAACAAAACUUUCUAUUCCACUGGACAAUGUGGUAUGGGGAUGUCAAGGUACUCUAACUAAUCCAUGAUCCAACAGGUAGCAGGGCUUUAUUUGGUCACCCUUAAUGCCAAGGCAUCAGAACACCAAACUGGGAGGUAGAUAUGGUGUAAACGUUUGACUGUUGAAAUAUAUUCAUUACUGCAUUGUUUCUUAGGUCAUCCAUAAUUAUAAAAAAAAAUGUGAGUGCUACUGGGAUGUUUUAUUUUUCGUUAACACAAUCCAAAUGCAGAGUGUAACCGGACCAUUAAGCUCCGUAGUGUCAUUAGUGUUGGACGCACUGGCAAUCUCACUCAAGUAAUUUUUAAAUAAAUAGACACAAGUACUUAACCUGAAUGGAGAUCAUCCUGAAUAUGGAUUAGUGACAAUACCUUACCAUGCUACACUGUCCAGAGGAAGAGCAGAAAAGUGUGUGUCUGUGUCUCUGUGUGUGUGUGUGUGGAUGCACAAACCAAUUAGUAUCCAAAAUGUACAUCACUUCAAUUUUGCCAUGUUAAAUCGUUUCAAUUAUGCAACAUAUAUUUUUUUCAAUCAUUUUUGCUUUUUUU